UCGUCGUUCGUUUCGUUUUCCACCCAUCAAAUCAAAAACUGGUCCUAUGUCAGUGAUUUGUUUGCGACCAGUUUUCGAUUACAAAUAAAAAAAGCAUUAAAUAAAUUCUAAAAUCAUUAAAAAAAUAAGUGCAUUAUAAAUUCUAAUCCAAGUCCUAUCAUGGACCACUUGAAAUUAGUAAAAGAUCUGCACAAAUCUGUGCUAAAUCCACAAGUGUCCAGCAGUGUCCAACAACAGACAAGUUCUCGACUCCACCAUUUUUGAAUAAGUUGAAGUUAAAAUUGUGUUUUGUUUCUUUUUCUAUUUUUAUUGUUUUUUUUCUGUUGCUGCUGUUUCUGUUAAUUUCUCGAUAAUUUGUGAUUUCGUGUUUGUUCGUUUGGUUCGUUUAUUCAAAUAGAAAUUUAUUUGUUUAACAAUAAAGAAAAAAAGUUCUUUGCCGAUCUUGGUCUGAUUGGAUUUAAUUGAUUUAAAUUGAGUUUUCUUUUUUUUGUAUUGUUGUUGGAUUGUUGACUGUUUUAUUUUGUUUUGUGUGGUGCGUCGUCGUCGUCUAAGUGGGCCUCCCCUCUCAUAGGUGAGGUGAAGGCAAAGGCGAGGGUGGAGCAAUUUGAGAGCGCGACACGACCACGACAACGACCACGAAAAAUUCCCAGGCGUAGUAAAAAUGCAAUCGGCGGUAGCAAGCACUAGUGCUGGACAUAGUAGCUCUGCUUCCACCCCUAGCAACAGCAACAGCAGCUCGUGCAGCGCUCUGGUAAACAGCCAUGCAGUGGUUGUGUGGGAGUUCGAGUCGCGCGGAGGCAAGUGGUUGCCGUACAGUCCUGCUGUGUCGCAACAUCUGGAGCGGGCGCAUGCCAAGAAGCUCACCCGAGUGCUGCUCAGCGAUGCCGACCCGAAUCUGGAGCAAUUCUAUGUGAAUGUUAGGACGAUGGUGCAGAGUUCCGAGGACGUCCAGGUGCCUAUGAUCAGUGUCCGUCGGAUGUACUACAAACCCACCUCACCAGCGGGCAAGGGCACCAAAUGGGAGUGGGUGGGAGCGAGUGGCAACGAUUGGCAUCCCUACAACAUGCACGUCCAGUGCAUUAUCGAAGAAUCAUGGGCUAAGGGCGAGCAAACCCUGGACUUGUGCAACACGAAUAUUGGACUUCCGUAUACAAUAAAUUUUUGUAAUUUAACUCAAGUACGUCAGCCAAGUGGGCCAGUUCGCAGCAUUAGAAGAACACAACAAGCGCCAUAUCCGUUAGUCAAAUUGACACCGCAACAAGCGCAACAAUGGAAUAGUAAUACAGAAAAAAUCAACCCACCACAGCCACAACCACAACUACCACCGAAUUCAACAGUUCCGAAAAUCCCACCGAAACCCUAUCCCAAACCGAGACACCUGCAGGCACCAAGUCUCCAAGUAACCCAAACGCUUGGCAUACCCCACUCGACAAAUCCAAAUCAUAAUAAUAAUAAUAACAAUAACAAUGCUAACAAUCACAAACAACGCACAACAAAACAACCCAAACAUAAGAAUCCCAACGAAGUAUCGACGACAAAUCUUCGUCAAAUACUCAACAAUCUCAAUAUCUUCAGCACAAAAAAUGCAUCAUCAUCAUCAUCGAGCGGCAGCGGUGGCGGUGCUUCAUCAAGCUCACAAAACGGUCAGCUAACAUUGGGCAAUACACAUUUCUCGCAUUCGAAUAAACUCACCGCAUCAAUUCAUAGCCAUCAUAGUCGCAGCUCCGAAGGAUCUCAUCAUUCUCGUCUCGGUUCGCAUCGUUCCCGUUCGAGAACUCGCAUUUCCGAAACCGAUUCCAGCAGCUUGAAGUCAAAUCGGCGGCCCAGUGUUGACACGGUAUCGACGUAUCUCAGUCACGAAAGCAAAGAGAGUCUACGUAGUCGGAAUUUUGCGAUUUCCGUCAACGACCUGUUAGAUUGUUCAAUUGGCAGUGAUGAGGUGUUUUCUUCGGUUCACGAUCGCAAUAUACCCCCACCACCGCCUCCUCUGCCGCAACAGCAACACCACCUUCACCAUCAACAGCAGCAGCUGCAACAUCAGCAACAGCUAACUGGCUCGAUAGUGGGAGUUGAUCCCGCCAGCGAUAUGAUCAGUCGUUUCGUGAAAGUGGUCGAUCCGCCGCAGUGGCCAAAUGCCCAGCCCUGUCCGAUGUGUAUGGAAGAGCUGGUGCACAAUUCGCAGAACCCUACCAUUUCGCUGAGCCGCUGCCAACACCUGAUCCACUUGCAGUGCCUUAACGAGAUGAUCAUCGAACAGCAGAAGGAUGUUACAAAGGUGGGUGCUUGUAGUAGUCUCCCCUUAUGGGAACCCAAUAUGGUUAGCUGUGUCCAUUUCCAGAAUCUCUUUAUCGAGUGCCCCGUCUGUGGGAUAGUGUAUGGCGAAAAAGUUGGCAAUCAACCUGCUGGCACUAUGUCUUGGAGCAUAAUUGGCAAGAAUCUGCCUGGACACGAGGGUCAGAAUACAAUUCAAAUUGUAUAUGACAUUGCUUCGGGUAUUCAAACAGAAGAACACCCUCAUCCAGGACGAGCUUUCUUUGCCGUGGGAUUCCCUCGUAUCUGCUAUCUGCCCGAUUGUCCCUUGGGACGAAAGGUUCUAAGAUUUCUCAAAAUAGCCUUCGAUAGACGCCUGUUGUUUUCCAUUGGACGUUCGGUAACAACGGGCCGCGAAGACGUCAUCAUUUGGAAUAGUGUAGACCACAAGACACAAUUCAAUAUGUUCCCCGAUCCGACAUACCUGCAGCGGUGCAUGCAGCAAUUGGUGCAUUUAGGAGUAACUGACUGAUUAUAAUUUUGUUUACUUGUUUGUUUUUUUUUUGUAUGAUUUAACCAUACAGCAGGUUUAAGUUUAAAAAUGCGAAAACCGAUAGAAGAGAAAAGAGAAGAAGGUGUGCAAUUUUUGUUUUGAAUAUCCCCAGUUUGGGUAAGCCAAACGUUAAAAGAAAAAUCUAAGCUAAACUCAUGAGCAUGACACUUUAAAAUAAAUGAAAAAAGAAAAUAAGAAACAAUAUAAGAGAAUCUCUUGCCAUCAGCCAUUUGAAAAAAUCAUUCUAUAUUUUUUUAUAUUCUUUUUGUAUUUAAUUUGCUUUUUUUAAAAAUACUUAUUUACACAAAUGUUUCCAUAAAUGAGAU
Eupeodes corollae is the source of this 3129-nucleotide messenger RNA. It is a transcript of the gene dx, whose product is annotated as protein deltex. The record is from RefSeq and is a predicted model, not a curated record. Gene Ontology annotation, cellular component: nucleoplasm. NCBI's taxonomy places the organism in Eukaryota, Metazoa, Arthropoda, Insecta, Diptera, Syrphidae. The transcript is spliced from 4 exons. Gene Ontology annotation, molecular function: zinc ion binding; ubiquitin protein ligase activity. Gene Ontology annotation, biological process: protein ubiquitination; Notch signaling pathway. Bases 662 to 2782 code for a protein of 706 amino acids.